This is a messenger RNA of Rhipicephalus microplus (southern cattle tick), 1281 nucleotides long. It is a transcript of the gene Ser, whose product is annotated as protein serrate. Gene Ontology annotation, biological process: multicellular organism development; Notch signaling pathway; cell communication. The record is from RefSeq and is a predicted model, not a curated record. Gene Ontology annotation, molecular function: Notch binding; calcium ion binding. Gene Ontology annotation, cellular component: membrane. NCBI's taxonomy places the organism in Eukaryota, Metazoa, Arthropoda, Arachnida, Ixodida, Ixodidae.
AUGAGCGCGCGCGCACUCUCAGACGGGGUGGCUUCUGCUGCUGCUGCUGAUGGAGAAGCCAGCGCCUGCACCUGUGCCCCCCGCCGGUGUCCGGCGCCGGUCGGUUCCCCCUCGACCGCCCCCCUCUCGCAGACUACCGCACUCUCGCCGGCUACCGCCCCACGCGGUGGGGGCCUUUUUCAAUGGCCACGGAAUCCCAGCAGCACGGCAAGCCAUGGGCGGCGCCGGGAGAGGGUAGCGCGAACUGGAAGAGGAGGAGAGGCGGCCCUACGGCAGCCGGUGUACGCUUCGGGAGCCAGGAGCAACCAGUUGUCCGGGUGGUGUACUCCCCGAGUGGUAGGAGAGCACCGAGCGACGGCGGAGACCCUGGUUGCGCUGGAUUCCCAUCGCGGCGGGAGCAGCAUCGCUCAGCAGCAGCAGCAUGUGUCGGCGGCGAAGUUCGUGCUCGGUGACAGUGCGCGGUCCCUGGACGCGGUAGCCCGCCAUGGAUUCUCGGUGGCCCGCAUCGGGAGGCGACCGCCACAUCAACCGGAGGGGGGACACCGUGAUGUCCAAGAAGGAGUCGCGGGCCGCCCGGAGCCCGGACGACGGCAGCUAGCCAUGGCAGCGAUCGCCCUUCCUCGCGCGCGUUUCUGUGCCGCCACUUCCCUGCUCGUGUGCUCGUGCGCGUUGUUGCUGCUACUGCUGCCCGCGGCCCGCGCCUCGGGCUUCUUCGAGCUCCAGGUGCUGGGCAUCGACAACCCGGGCGGACUACUGCUGGACGGCGGGUGCUGUGGUUCGCGAUGUCCCGGCCGGUGCAACACCUACUUUCGGCUCUGCCUCAAGGAGUACCAGGCGCAGGUGGACCUGUCCGGAGCGUGCACUUUCGGCAACCUCACGUCGCCGCUCAUCGGCGGCAGCUCGUUCUCGCUGCAGACGCACCCGGACCAGCAGCUCCUGCUCAGGCUGCCCUUCCACUUCCGAUGGACGGCCGGCCAGCGGCAGGACGCGAGAUCGGGCAACAGUCAAGGCAUGGCCACAGCAACAACGCAACGGGAGCUAUCUACGGCGGCCAUCGCCGCUGUUGCUGCCUCUGGACCGGGCCGGCCGGCAAGCCUGCCGUGGCAUGCGCCCGGCAGCAGCCACGGUGGCGUGGACGAAGAAGUGGAGGCCCGAGAGAGCUCAAAACCUGUUUGCGAGCCCGUCCCCUCGCGUAGCGGCAGCAUACAGGGGGAGCUAUGGAAAGAGGGUUUGGAGGAGAAUGCCCCCAACCGAGCUGUAUGCGUAGCACUCUCGUACUGA